AUCCGGUUCAUUCGAGUUCGAAUUCGCAAAACGCAUCGGUAGCAAGUUAUUUAUUUUGUGGUGCAUUCUUUUCCAGAAAAACUGCAGCGAACUUCAGUGUGGAAAAUGGCUGAGGAGGAGUCGUUUGUAAUUUUAGGGAGCUGCUCGCAACCAAAUUCUUUGAUUUCAGUGCAUGAGAAUGCAACAGCACAAGACGACAAAAAUACGACCUCAACACAAGUCAAUCAACCAAUAUUAAAUGAUGAAAAAUUUAACUCCAUAACCACAGCUAUAGCAUCGGCCAGCAAACCUACACAGGCAUCCGAUAGUAACUCCGGACAGUUUGUUGGACAUGGUGUUUGGAAACGGAGCAUUGACUCGGCAAAAGCAAUGGAAGCAUCGACACAAUCAGGAAGUUACGAUGUAUGGCAAAAGAGUAGCAUAGUUGCCAAAGAUAAUGGUGAACUACAGUCUGAUGAUACAAGCGUAAAAGACAGUACUAAGACCGGUGCCAUCCCAAAAACAAGCGGUGUGGAGCAAAAAAGUGAAACUAACACGAAGGAGAGUUUAACAAACUCCAUGGCAGUAAGUUAUAUAAUGGGUCAGGUGCCAGCCGAUGCCUUAAAGGCCAGUAUCCAUUCACAAUUUCCAAGUGUGUCCUUAGAAGCGUGUGAGGAGCUCACAACAGUUAUGAGUGAUUAUCUCAAAAUGAAAGAUGUGCUCAUUCAAGUUAAUAGCAAAAUGAGUUCAUGGCUAGAAAUGAAAAAGCAAAUGCAAUCUAAUGAAAUGGAAAAUCGUCAGAAGUUGCAACAAUGCCAAGAGCAAAUAGCUGCAUUACGUAAUGAAAACUUAGAUCUGAAACGUGAACUGGAGUCAAAAAUCGAACAUAUUCAGGCCUGCGAAGCUGUGCGAAAGCAGGAACACGAGGAACUUGUAAAAAAUAUUUCCGAAAAAACGGCGUUGAUCGCUAAUAUGCGUACACAGAUUGAAAAAUUGGAAUUACAACAACUUUCAUCAUUUGAGGUCGUUUCGAAGUUGGGAAAGAACGGUGAAAACUCAGAAAAGUCUGAAUAUGUUACACGACUUGAACAUGAACGUGUAACUAAAAAUUUCGAACGCAAUAUGUCACAACUACUGGCAGAGAAGCUGGAAAUCAACGAUAUGCAAAAACAAUAUAUCGAUGAAAUAAAUUGUCUCAAAGUAAACCUAACCGUAUCUGAGGAAUUAGUUAAUCAACUACAAUCCGAUAUAGCUUUGUUGAAAGCUAAUGACAAAGAGAAAACUGCACAAUUUGAGAUUUACGCCACACAACGCACUGAAAUGCGCGAAGAACUCGACGUACUGCGCCAGCAAGUGGAUGUCUACAGUCGCGACUUUCAAUUGGAGCGCACUGCACGCGAGGAGAUGGCUGGCGAAAAGGCACAGCUGCUAGACGAUUUGCGUGCACUGCAACGCAAAAAUCAUGAACUAAGCGAAUUAGUUGGCCAACUGGAGGAACGUAUAACUGCUUUAACACGGCAACGAGUGAGUCCACCAACAACAGCAUCAAGAAACUAUUAUUUACAGAACAUUGCUACGCUGACACAACCAGCUCCAACUACACCCCAACACAUAUGUCCAAUAUGCUCAAUUACCUGUUCAUCUCUAACCACUUUGCAAGAGCAUGCCAACCAGUGCAUUGACCGUAAUGUGCAUACAUAAAUAUAUCUAUUAUAUAUUAUUAUUUCUGCUUCUGAUAACACUUAUCGAAGAAACGUAGAUGUAUAAAUAUCUACUACUAUAUAUUUAUAUGUAUGUGUAUUAAUUUAAUUAUAAAUGAAGAAAUAUAUGAUUACAAUGUUCAUUCAAACUUACCAAA
This is a messenger RNA of Bactrocera tryoni, 1837 nucleotides long. RefSeq names its product NF-kappa-B essential modulator (gene key). The coding region runs from base 106 to 1680 and encodes 524 amino acids. The record is from RefSeq and is a predicted model, not a curated record. Gene Ontology annotation, biological process: regulation of canonical NF-kappaB signal transduction. Gene Ontology annotation, molecular function: K63-linked polyubiquitin modification-dependent protein binding. Gene Ontology annotation, cellular component: nucleus; cytoplasm. NCBI's taxonomy places the organism in Eukaryota, Metazoa, Arthropoda, Insecta, Diptera, Tephritidae. The transcript is spliced from 8 exons.